Mytilus californianus (California mussel) is the source of this 1398-nucleotide messenger RNA. RefSeq lists its product as uncharacterized. Lineage: Eukaryota; Metazoa; Mollusca; Bivalvia; Mytilida; Mytilidae. The transcript has 4 exons. The coding region runs from base 793 to 1398 and encodes 201 amino acids. The record is from RefSeq and is a predicted model, not a curated record.
UUUAAUUAGUAACCAUGAUACAUACGGAUAGUCUACUGUAAACUAAUCACUCUUUACAACACAAGUAAUCAAUGAGGUAGUCUACGUUCGAUUGUUUUUUACAAAACAUUCUAGUUUUAACAGAUGGACAGGUUAGAAGCAAUAAUGGACCAAACAGUCAAUUGAAUAACACGUAAAUAACAAUGACUAACCUGGUAAGAUUUGGUAAACAUCGACGUACUUUAUCAUGAACUUGUUUUGUUGUCACUGUUUUAUAUCUGCAUUUGGCUAUAGUGGUUAAACUUUGAAACAGUCGCAAUAAUAUAGCAUUUAUUACACAACCAAAUCAACUUAUUGAAUACCACCAACUUGAUCAAGUAAAUCAAUGAACCAAGUGUAUCUUCAUACGUUGAUUUCUUUUUUUUUAAUUGUAAACAAACCUUUAUUUAUAGACUGGAUUGUUGUUCCUGACUACGCUUGACAGAUACAUUAACUAGCCAAAGGUUACUUUUGUACUACCUUUGAAUAAUCCUAAUGGCCCAAGCUGCAGCUUCGACUUGUGAAAUGUGUACUGCCGGACCUGGUGAACAUUAUUGUCAGCAGUGUAACCGGUUAUUUUGCGGCAGCUGUAAAUUAUCUCAUUUACGCACACGGUCUCGUAAAAACCACACCUUCUCAAUUGGACUAAACAUCAACCAGGAAGCAAAACUUAUCCUUUGAACAGAACACGAAGAAAGUUCCUUAUCCUACUGUCAUGAUUGUGAUACCCCUGUGUGUAGAAUUUGCACCUUACAAAAACACAGCCGUCAUCUCAUGACAGACCUUAAUGAAUCAACGUUGAAACUCAAAUCUGAACUGGUUAAGAACAUUGAAUCAAAAGUAGCAACGUCCAAUUUAAACCUUAGAAAAAUUGAAAGCGAUACAAAAGCCUACUGUGAGGAAGUCAAAGCUGUCAUCAAAACCAUAACCGAGGAAGGGAAAACUUUGAAGAGACUAAUUGAUAAAAAAGUAGAUAGUUUGGUUAAAAUAGUACAGGAUGGGGAACAGAAAGCAUUACAAAGUAUGUCUGUUUUAAUCAAAUUUAAUAGGGGACUGUUAGAAAACUGUGAACAAUGGGAAACGAAUGUCAAACAUAUGGAAGAAACAGCAGAUGUACUUUUGUUACAAAAUCUAAAGCAAAUUAAAACCGAUGUUGACAAGAUAGAAUGCAAGCAGAGUUUCGCUGCGCCUUUUGUGUCAUACAGAAACCGAAAAUCUUCAGGCACAGACAUAGACAUCCUAUUCGGGGAGUUACACCUUCGGGACAGUAAAACGUUCAUGGAAACCACUGACAACCAACAUAAUGCCAGGCCGCUAGCAGUGCAAGGGAAGUACAUAUACGAAUGUCAGCUAUGCGAGACACAACAGGUUUCAAUGUAA